AUGGGAUUUCACAUCAAACAACUGUUUAGAAAGGGACGGGGGAAGAAGUCUAAAAAACCUGCUGACGGCCCGAGUCCAGAUGAACCCAAUGCGAGUGUGACAUCCUCAGAGCCUGGUGCAUCGCUGGCUGACGCCGGACCCCCUCUAGUAAUUGAGGGUUCCCAGAAUGGACUGCUCCAAAACCAACAGGAUCUGUGGCAAGCCGCUUAUGUCCAUCUUGAUCCUGAUGACCAACACAGACUAAGUCAUCUCCACGAGAGCAAUGUGAGCAGGAGUGUCAGUCGCGAAUCUCAGAUGGUAGAUAUAGUAAAUGCGGUUAUCAAAACCACUGAAAAGCGUUAUGAUGAAUACCAAAGGAAAGGGCUGAAGAUUAAAAGAUCCAAAGGAGCUGAUAUCAGCAUCCGAGACUCUGCUCUCAAGAUAGUCAGCGCGACAUUAUCCUUUCAAGACAUCAUCGGUGCUGUAAUUGCUUGCGACCCCACAGGUUACUCAGGGAAAGUUUGGGGUUUGGUAUCAGUGGGAUUGACCGAUCUGCAGGCUUCGAUUUUCCAAACAACAGAGUUCCUCACCGAUGUGUUGAGUCGAUGUGCUUUUAUUGAGACCCAUUGCCUAGGAAGUAAAAGUAGUGAUACCAAUGCGAAAGACAUGCUUCGAAAUGCUAUCAUUCGUGUUUACACUGCAAUUUUACGAUAUUCAGCUCGAAUUGUUUCAGUCCAAGAAUCAGGGGCUGCAUCGCGAUUUUGCCUUAGCGUAACGGCCAUGACGGAUCAACCAUUGAGCGCACUCAAGAUUGCUAUCAAAGAGGAGGAGGGAUACCUAGAAAAGUGGGUUCAGUUUAAUCAACAACUAGUUUGGAAAGAAAAGGCAGAGACCAUCCUUUCUCAGAUUGACAAUGUCUUAAGCGGUAUUCAAGAUAUAAGUCGGGAGAUGGAGCUUUGCAAAUUAACCAUCGCUGAAGGGGCCGCGUUUGAUUCAUACAUGAAUCAACAUGAGGUAGAAUGCCUCCCAGGAACCAGGACUGAUCUUCUUAAACAGAUUAUAGACUGGUCACAUUCACCUCAUGGUGAAUGCGUCUUCUGGCUCAAUGGAAUGGCAGGAACAGGGAAGUCUACAGUCUCACAUGACCAAGUGAACCCUUGCUCAGUUGUUAUUGUGGUUGAUGCGCUAGAUGAGUGCGACCCAGAAAAUGAUAUUGGCCUUCUACUUCGACUUCUCCCUAUGAUUUCAACACAAGGUGCAAUCGGUAUCCGUCUGUUUCUGACCAGCCGGCCGGAGAUUCCAGUCCGCCAAGGAUUCGAUAGCAUUUCGAAGGAUGACCAUCAGAGCCUUAGUCUUCAUGAGAUCGUGGAGUCUUCCAUUAAGCGUGACAUACUACUGUUCAUAAAUGAUAGAUUUGAAGAAAUGAGGCGUAAACUAUCGCUUCCGCAAGAAUGGCCCGGAGAGAAGAUUAUCCAAGAUCUGGUUAAUAUGGCUAGUCCCUUGUUCAUCUCUGCUGCUACCAUGUGUCGCUUUAUCGGUGAUAGGAGAUGGGACCCAAAGACCCGCCUGGCUAUAGUUCUUGGCUUAGCAGGUAGCGAGAAUGUUCCGACAAGCUACAUCUCCAAACUGGAGCACACAUACAUUCCGGUCUUAGAGCAAAUAUUGCAUAGCGAGGAUGGCGAAGAGGAUGAAGACGAGAGACAACAGCUGGUUCAAGAAUAUCGGAUGAUUGUCGGGACAAUCAUCAUUAUUUCCAACCCACUCUCUCUGCUGUCUCUGGCAAAACUUCUAAAUGUCCCGUCCAGUGACGUUGGCCGUAGAUUGGAUUUUCUUCACUCGGUUCUAAGCAUCCCCGAUGACCGGAGUGCGCCUAUACAGCUCUUCCACCAGUCAUUUCGAGAUUUCCUUCUCCAUCCUAAGGUCCGUGCGAAAACUGAGUUCUGGGUUGACGAGGAACAUACGCAUAAGGAAACACUCUUUAGAUGUAUAGAGGUGAUGACUCGAGAAAGGGGUGGACUCUCAAGAAAUAUUUGUGGAUUGUCGAGUGACGGAGCAGUACGAACUGAUAUAAGCGAUGCGACCAUUCAAGACCAUCUUCCAGCAGAGCUUCAAUACUCGUGUCACUACUGGAUUUAUCAUCUACAGAGGGGUAGGUAUCAAAUCGCUGACCAAGACCGGAUCCACAAUUUUCUUGAAACCCAUUUUCUUCACUGGCUGGAAGCCAUGAGUAUACUGGGACUGGCAUCAGAGGUCGUGGGCAGUAUCAGGACAUUACAGUCAGCAGUACAACCUGGGUCAGGACGUUUAAAUGCUUGGAUUAUCAACAACGCACCUCUUCAACUUUAUGCUUCUGCCCUGAUAUUUGCACCGCAAAAAUCAAUUAUCCGAAGGGCUUUCCAAAUGGAAGAUAAUUGGGAUGCACAACUCAUGACUCUGGACAUUAUGAAUCCUAGAGUGGUGGCAUUUUCUCCAGACAGCAAACUGAUAGCAUCUGCCUCUAUAGGCACCCCUGUGAAACUGUGGGAUUCAACCACGGGACUAUUGCUCCAUACCCUCGAAAGCGCCAUCCUUACUAGCGCCCUUGCGUUUUCUCCAGAUAAUAAUCAUCUGGCAUAUAGCACAUGGGAUGACACAAUCGAGGGCCACAUAGUCCAGUUAUGGGACAUAAAUACGGGAACAUUGGAUAAGACCUUUGAAGAAAAUGCUUGUUCCGUAAUCGCGCUGGCAUUCUCACCAGAUAACACGCUACUUGCCUCAGGAUCCCUCGAGCAUACAGUUGAUUUGUGGGAUCUAGCCACUGGUGCGGUAUUCCGGACCCUACAAGGCCAUUCUGGUCUAGUGAAUGCAGUGGCAAUCUCACCUGACGGCAGGCUAAUAGCUUCUGGUUCUACUGAUAAAACAGUGAAACUUUGGGAACUAGGCACAGGGGCUGUAUUACGGAACUUAGAGCACAGCGAACCAGUUGUAUUGGUGGGGUUUUCCCCAGACAACCAGCUAAUAGUGUCGGGCUCUUUGGAUGGAACGAUAUGGAUAUGGGACGCAACCACAGGCAAACUGCGGCAAACCUUUGACUCUGGAUUCAUCGAACUAUUUGCAAUUUCGCCCAGUAGUACACUGGAAACGAGUGGCUCUGUUCCCCCUCUGUUAUGGGGAAUGGUCAUGGGCGCCUUGUAUUACAGGUUUGAUUGGGAUACUCGACACAUUUCAACAGUAGCACUAUCACCAAAUCGUGAACUUCUAGUAUCGCGUUCCGAUGAUGGAAGUGUGCGACUAUGGGAUGCAACCCUGAUUGCAGAGCAAAAAGCCCUUCAGGAUCAUUCCGAUGAAAUUGUUGCGACUGUACUAUCUCCAGAUGCCAAGCUACUGGCGUCAGUUUCUGGUCGUCAAAUACAAUUGUGGGAUUUUGCAAAAGGAAUCCUACUUCACACUGUCGACGGAUACUGUGGAAAAUCCACCACAUUUGGAUUCUCCCCAGACAGUAGGAUGGUGGCGCUUCGGCCCCAAUCAGACAGCACAUGCGUUCAACUGUGGGACACAGCUACAGGCCAAAUUUCACAGACACUUGAGGACCAUCUAAAUACUGUCGACCGUAUAAUAUUUUCCCCCAGUGGUCAACAUUUGGCUUCAAUUGACGAAGAUGGGACAAUUACCUUAUGGGACACACACACUGGAGAAAGGCUCUACUCCCUUGAAUCCUACGGAAAUUGGGCGUGUAUAGCAUUCUCACCAAGUGGCAAGAAGCUUGCAUCAAGCGCUAAGAAUGUGGUGCGAGUGUGGGGUACCGCUACAGGCGUAUUGCAACAAGAACUGGAGGAGCAUCAGAACAAAAUCACUGUACUAAAAUUCUCACCUGAUGAACAGCUGCUUGCCUCAGGUUCCAAUGAUGCAAAAGUCCGGCUUUGGAAUCUAACCACAGGAGCAUUAUCUCAGACACUGCAAGAUAUUGGAGCGGUCAAUCAGGUUGUGCUCUCUCCAGAUGGAAGACUUGUGGCAUCAGGGACACUUUCCCAUACUCUUCGCGUAUGGGAUAGGAAAACCGGAAAACCGCUAUCUGUUUCCGAAGGCCAAUCGACCCCCUUUCGUAACGGAAUAAAUCAUUUACACUUUUCAGAUGAUAGCAGAUACUUGGAAGCAGACUUUGGAGCAAUUCGUGUACUUCCGUUACGAAGUGGUCAAGAGGCAGUCCCAUCUCCUCCGCUAAAGGAUGUGACGUUGGGAGACCAAUGGCUACACAUUGGACCAGAAAGAGUUCUUUGGCUGCCGGUUGAGUACCGACCAAAGACAUCUGCAUACCGUGAUGGUACUUUCGCAAUUGGAAGCGAAUCGGGGAUUGUUUCAUUUAUCACGGUCGAUAUCAAUGAAGAAACAAAUGGACUUGCUUGAUUCCCUGGGAACGAUGCGAUGACAUUCCCUGUUUCAACAUCUAUCGUGCACACUCCUUUCAGUCGAAAGAAAAGAUUGACAGCCGAGAUUGAGGUCCCUGGUAUAGACGAAAAUGGGUGUCAACAGUUUCUUAUCGGUCCGCAUUAUUGUUGGGGAGACCUCUCGUGUGAGGUUCAUGCAGAAUAACAUAUCAGAUGUUGUACAUGAGUUUUAACUUUGACUUUGUAAUUAGUGCGCCAUGAAUGCAUGUUAUAGAUUGUUAUAUAUCAUUCGGACAUUUUGUUCACUACA
This is a messenger RNA of Aspergillus alliaceus, 4653 nucleotides long. Its product is annotated as WD40 repeat domain-containing protein. The coding region runs from base 1 to 4362 and encodes 1453 amino acids. NCBI's taxonomy places the organism in Eukaryota, Fungi, Ascomycota, Eurotiomycetes, Eurotiales, Aspergillaceae. The record is from RefSeq and is a predicted model, not a curated record. The transcript is spliced from 6 exons. Gene Ontology annotation, molecular function: protein binding.